Messenger RNA from Rhopilema esculentum, 5246 nucleotides. Its product is annotated as trace amine-associated receptor 8c-like. Gene Ontology annotation, cellular component: membrane. Gene Ontology annotation, biological process: G protein-coupled receptor signaling pathway. Gene Ontology annotation, molecular function: G protein-coupled receptor activity. Lineage: Eukaryota; Metazoa; Cnidaria; Scyphozoa; Rhizostomeae; Rhizostomatidae. The record is from RefSeq and is a predicted model, not a curated record.
AGGAGAAAUGCGUUCAAAAAUUAAGGGAACAUUUUCAAGUUUUUUGGUAAGGAUUAUUGCUUUUUCAACAUGGUCUAGCAAAUCUGAUUUUCGAUUAAGAAAGAAACUUCGUACAACAAAGUUAAACAGUAAGAAGCCUGUUUACCUGCCGAAUGUUGCUGUUGUUUGGAGUGAAUCUGAGAUGUUAUGAAUACUGAUGGGGGCUGUUGUCGUUUUGAUUCAACCUUUAAUAAAAAGGAACAGCCAUGCUGAACGUAAACCUUUACUAUAAACUAGCAAUACAGAACCUUACUAGUUUCGAAAUACAAGCACAUAAUUGCACAAAAAGUACAAGAAGGUUAUUUGUGAAAUCAAUUUCGUAAUUUGCAAAAGAAACGAUAUUCGUAUUAACAUCCCAAAUCUUAUAAGGUAGCGCAAUGCCGCAAGCGAAAAAUGUAAGUUAGGAAAAACCAAUCGCCAAUUUGGACCACAUUUUAAUUCAAAAAUUCGGUCUAAAAGCUUUUAUCUGUUGAAGGGUUCUUUGCUGAAAUAGCAGUUGAAAAAACAAAAGAUUGACGUUCUCCUGUGUAGGUUUUAAAAGCGUUAAUUCAUGAAUCGGAGGAUCCAAGCAAAAAUAAUGAAGGUAUCUUGAAAAUUUCGCGAGGGUUACACCCGGUAUACCACUAAGCCAAGAUGAGAUUAUUCUUCAAAAUUUAACUCUCAGAUGCUUAAAAAUCUGCCUAUUUUUGGAGAAAAAUUUCGAGCAAAGCAAAAAAGGCCUAGACAAUCAGCGAUCAAAUAUUUAUCAGCAUGGGAAAUGGUAGGCUUGGAACAUUGAAAGACAUAAGUUUUCUAACUGCACCGGUUAAAGAGAAGAAAGGAAAGGGGGUGCUAGAGACGUAUUUUGAUGAUUAAAAUCCUCUCACACAGUCAACAAUUAAUAUAUAGUGGGCAAAAACAUCAUAAUGUAGAAGCAACUGGUGAGUAAUUGAAUUGUCGUUGAAUGGAAGAGAAAAAUCUGCUACCGACAUCAUUCUUAUAAAUCCUUCAGAAACAGUAACUCCUGACAGAUGGUUAAAAGCAGCAAACAUCAAGAUUUUCUUGAAUCCUUCAAAACAAUCAAACAGAUGGCAAAAAGGAAGAAUCAUUUAGCGAGUGCAGGUUGAAUGUUCGUUUUCCUGCUGAGUCUAAGCAUAUAAGCAAGAACCAAAAAAAGGUUCAUAAAAAGUGUCACGUUUGUCCAAGUUGAAUAUCGAUUGUGGAUACUGCGAUGAGUCUGGAAAUAGAGCAAAAUAAGAAGGUUUAACAAAAACAGGCUUGUGUGAAGACUGUUGAGAUGGUCAUGAAAAUGGUAAGAGCUUUUUGCGAUGCUGCUACCCUCUAGCAACACCUGCAAAAAUUGUGUCGUCCGACUAAAAACAAACAAACAAAACUUGAACGAAGGAAUGUAGCAAUUACGCCAGCCGUGGCAAUUACUAUGUGAACGAUUAAUCAAGCAGCUGAGAACUUAUAUAAGUAAGUAGAAAAUCUUCAUCGACAAAACUUUGGCAUCAGUGACGUGUUUGUGACAGACACAAAUACACAAACACAAGAGACACACAUCAUUUUAUACUCCAUCAUUAAAAAGUUGCUUGAGAUGGCAAAAAAAUCAAUUGUGUUUAACAUAUAAGUUACUCUAUUGAUUAGUUAAUCUAUUGAUUGCAACUUGAGUGCCAAAAAUACGUUAUCUUGGCUGCCAAGUAAAUCACUCUGGAUAUGUAAGGAGAAUUUUAUUAAACUACAAUUAUUUUAUCAAGAGGUCACGCAAGGAAGGGAGGUUUAGCAAUCUGAAGAGCAAAUUGCAGGAGAACAAGAACAAUGUCAGGAAACUCGAGCGAGAUGGUUUUCAAGAUGCAUCUAGAGUGUUCAGAAAUCGAAAGCAUAUAUAAAGAUCCGAUGUGGAGUAUUCAGACCAAUGCGAUUAUCGUCGGCGUGUUAAGUAGCUUUCUCGCUAUAACAGCAACGGCAGGAAAUUUGAUAAUCCUUAUCAUGUUUAUACGAACUCCAUCACUACAUAACCCUUCUAAUACUCUCAUUGGAAGCCUUUGCUUGUGUGAUUUGUUGAUAGGAAGCAUUUUUCAGCCAAUUUUUAUAAUCAAGUACUUCUUGGAAGCCGCUGAUGUAUACGUUUGUACAUUGACGAACAUCACCGAAUAUUCCUUUUCGACUUCCAGUAGCAUAGCACUGUUAACAAUCACAUUAAUAAGUAUAGAUCGCUAUAUCGCAGUAUGUUGGCCAUUUAUCUACCAAGUUCGAGCUGAAAGUGUUAAAUAUCUGAAGAUAUUGGCUGUUAUAUGGGUGGUAAUUUUCGUAUUUUUCUUACUGGGUUACCAAGGAGUAAUCAAAUUGGAUUACAUUUUCAUGACAGCAGCAAUUUUCUGUGUUCUGAGCAUAGUUCUAACGAUAGCAUGUUACAUAGCCAUUUAUUGUGCGGUCCUGUAUCAAAGAAGAGGAGUUGCAGCAGAGAUACCGGCACCCCUUGAAGGGGAUGAGCCAGUCAGUGCAGUGCCAAAACAAAAAGAAGAGCGAUCCAAGUCACUGACGAUUGGACUGAUCGUGAUCGCUCUAUUUGUGUGCUUUCUGCCACACUGGUUGGCCUCUGUAACUCUUACACAGCUGGGUAUCAACCCACCAAUCAGAUACCUGUAUCAAAUGUGGUGCUCUUUGGUUGCCUUUGCUAAUUCAACAUUGAACCCGAUUAUAUACAUAUAUAGAAACAAGACGUUGAAAGAAAGUACCAAGGAGAUUCUUAGAAAAGGCUUGCUAAGAAGGCGCAAUUUAGUUACCAAUCUACAGCAGUAAUGAAGUAAGGGUACUUGAGGUUCUUGGAAAAGCAAACGCGGAAGAAAAUAAAGGAAAAAAUAAGAUAUAAAAUAAUGAAAUGUAAAUAGAGCUAAAAAUUAGAGAAAUAUUGAAGCACUGACAGACAUAAAACAGGAAAGAAAGAUCCUAUAACAAAAUAUUUGGCCAAUGUAGCUGAAUCGGAAUAUGUCAGUAAUCAGGUUCAAAUCUUGGUUGUCUGACUAUGGUAAAUUUAUAGCUCUAGGUUGCAUUGCAAAAGCCUAUAUACUACCUAAACAUAAGCGAGGGAAGAUUUAUAUAUGAAAAUGUUUCACAACUAACUAGGUCACGUUAACAUUAACGUACGCUGUAAGUUAACUCUGCAAUUGACGGCAGAAUAUAAAUAAUUGAAUAUGCAUGUAAAUAAUAUGCUUUAAGAUAUAUUGCGAUUGUAGUAGAAAUGCAGGGAGGAAAAGCAUCUUCCUUACGUCAAACGGAAAUUUUAUUCUACAAUCAACACAAAACUGCAGGCACCGCAGAACGAUAAGAAAAGUGAGGGGUCUAAAAAGUGGGGGGGGGGGCUAAAACCAAAUAAAAACAGGCCUGACUGAUGGUUCAUUUCUUAACACUUUGCAUUUUUGGCAAAGCCCCCCAGCUCCCCUUCUCCGCGGUGCCUGUAUUGGUAGUACGUGUAAUUUGGUUUUCUCAAGUGUAACUCUCCGUAAGGAAUCGAAGGCUCUUGGCUGAACGUUUACGGAACUUUGAUAAGGGCUGAUAAGUUUUGGUGUGGAAUGUUGAUAAGGGCUUUAGAAAACCUUGACCAAACCAACUAAGCCUUUGAUUGAGACGCAUCACACUGUAAAUGAUGACACAGCUAACGUUUAGCUUGUUUGGCAGGACAGUUAGACUUGUUUGAUUUAUAAAGGUUCAAUAGAAUAUCAAACUUUUCCACUGCUGUGGGUGAGUUUGAGCGCUGCUCGGUGAAAUGGUGUAUCGAAAAAAAUCUGGCCAUGUCAAGGAACAGCAAUACGAGAUUGAAUAAAUGCGAUGAAGAGUUUUGCAUAUGACCAAUCAUUGGCUGGGGUGGGGGGGGGGUUGAGGGUCUGUACUACAUAUGCAUGCUAAACUUCAUGUAUGUAGAUAUUAUUCUGUAUUCAGGGUGAUAAACUAAGCCAGAAAAUAGGGGAUUGAGACUGUGACGUCAUAAAACACCCGCAAAAGACAUGAGAUCGUUAUGAGGAAAAAUCAUAGAUAUAAGGAAUAAAUCUUUACCAAUUGUUAUUGUACUUUUUUGCAAUGUGACUGGCUUUCGGGAGGGGGGGGGUGUACAUUAACAUGUUUGAAGGUACGGGGACCUUCCAUUAUUUAGGGGUACCUUUUUUCUAAAAAGUGCGGAAUUAUCGGUAUCAGUUUUUGAAAUUUGUGCGGAACUAUGGGUACCAUUUGAAGAAACAUGCAGAAUUAUGGGUGUAGUUUUCAUCAUGUUUGCGGAAUUAUGAGUCACAUUCUUUCAGACAUUUGCGGAAUUAUGGGUCCAAAAUUUUAACCAAAAUGGCACGUCCCCGUCCAAAAUUAGGCAUAGUUUACCCCCGAGGGCUGGCUUCUUCUGGCCUUUUUAACUUAUGCGCCAGCUUUCUUUCGAUUUGAAACUGGGGGCCUUGGACAAUAGCAGCGCUAAAGGGGACAACUGGGGAAACACGUCCUCGGAUCAAUAUUUUAAUUUGGUAAUAUUCUGGCGACGUACUUUUUGUGACGUAAUCCUAUGAUUUUCAAACUGCCUUUGCGUAACGAAAAGUUAGACGUGGUCAUUUCCUUAAAUUGGCCUUCCUUGUUGGUAAAAGGAUGUUUCUGGCGGUAAAAGGAGGUAGCCCAGAAACUCUGCUUUGUCCCCAGAGCCUAGCUGCUGGCGCCCCCACUUAUUUGGGGUUGCAAUUAGGUGACAGGAGGAUCUUUGUAUGUGUUCAGUAAGAGCCUACCUGUUUUAUUUCUAACAAAUCAGGAAGAUCCAGUUGCUUGUAAACGUGCAGACGAUAUUCAUCAGCUUGUAACUGGAAUAUAAAUAAUAAUCGUUAGAUUGACGUAACAAUAAACAUAUUAUUCAAUAAAGGCAACAAAAGCCAACUGUAUUUGAUACUAAAAUUAAGAGUACCCUUUUAUUUCAGAAAGAGGACUGGUGUAGAAUAACAACGACGAACCAUUAUUUGCUUUUGCUGCUGUUCUUGUUAUUGUUUUGUUGUUUCUAAAAAGUCGUAUAGCCACGUUUAAAGGCAGCCUGUCCCCUCCUUGAUUGGCUAAUUCAAGAGGGUCUUCUUCUGCCUUUUUAGUAUCCGUCAUUAAGUAUAUUGGGUGAACACGACAAAAUAUUGCCUAAUCUUAAUAUCAUCGUAUCUGACUUAGGCAUUUGAUACCAAAACAAAAUUAACAGCAACUCGCUCAGUGAAAGUACA